CCCACCCACCUCCCGGAAGAGAAGAAGAGAGUAAAUGUGUUUGUAUCUUAAACAACAAUAAUCCUAUACUUGAACGCGACAAUAAAGAAGAAGACAACCGCGUACAAACAUAUUUUAACCGGAUACGUCGAUCUCCCUUUAUAUAUAUUUUUUUUGUUUGUGUUCUCUUUCCUACCUUCAUUUUAUAUAUAUUUUUUAUUUUAUUCUUUCGAGAGAGAGAGAGAGAGAGCCUCGAGGAGUGGGCACUUUUAUUUUUAGCAGUUCGCCGGUUCUCUCUCAAGCAUCGUCGCAAAAACCGGUUCCUCUCGGGCACCACUGCUAUCCGAGAAAGCACGAGGAACUGCAAGAGAGAGAGAAAGAGAGAGAGAAAGAAAGAGAGAUACGAGUCCAGUAUACUUCAAGAGUCUAAAGAGAAAGAAAAAGAGAGAGAGAGAGAGAGAGAACGUGGAAUUUGCUCGUGUCCCAAUACACAUAGUCGCCAACAUCGUUUUCACGUUGCUCCCUGCGAAUAUAUAUAUAUAAAUAUAUAUGCACAUGCUUGUGCGACUAUCAGUCUUUCUCUCUUUGUAAUUUCUAUUAUCACUUAUCAAUCGUUUCUCUCUCUCUCUGUGUUGCAUACACACAUGCGCGCAUAUAUUUCUAAUCUCCUACCUUAUAUCGAUCGCUUAUAAACAUGACGGAUUUAUAAUCUACCAUGUUAUGUCUAUGUAGACGUACAAUUAAUAUUUUGAUUAUUUAAAAUAAGAAAUAAAUAAAAGAGAGAGAGAAAGAGAGAGAGAAAGAGAGAAAGAAAGAGAGAGAUCGGAUAAAAGAAAAAAGGAUGAUAUGAAGAAUGGCAACCGAUUCGAGCAACAACGAAAACAACAAUCGUCAUCAAGGGGUCAGAGCUGUCGCCACGACGACAACCGAUCCAAGACGUAGCGAAAAACGUGCCGUGGCUGCUCGAGGUGCUGCUGGAGCACUUGCUCUCAGUGUAUUGGCUGUCGUACUCCAAUCAGCUGCCACUGCCACCCCCCAUUGGGGAUAUUUCAACAACCCGGACGCUGGUUCAGCUGCUGAGAGUGGUUAUUUUGGACCUUGGAGACAAUGCAAGAUUCUUUUAUAUCAACGAGAAAGAUGUGGCCAAGGUGUAUCAAGGUUUCAACCAGUCUUGGCUGUGUGGGUAGCUGGAUUGGCUGCUGCUGCUGCCUCCACGUUACUCGCAUUAUUGGUUGGCCUUGCCGUACUUCAACUUGCCAUGGCCUCAUCAGCGAAGAAGGUUGUCAUUUCGUAUAGCACUGCCCUUAUCGGCAAGGUCGCCUUAGCAACCUUGGCAACAUCAUUGGCAAUCGUAGCUGCGAGUUUAUUUGCAUUGCAAACGGAUGACACAGCAAACAGUUUUGUUAUUACGAGAGGAGAGGCUUUUUAUAUGCAGUUAGCUGCCAUCGCCUUGAACUUUGGCGUACUCGUCUCUGCCGUUUACGAGGGAAUUUAUGCCAGAAGGGGUGGCGACCCUACAAAGAUAAGGACCAUCCCUGAUCCUAGGGCAGCUACCAUAAAUAAUCCAGGAUAUCGAGAACACCAUCGACCGACAAAUGGUGGAAGUAUUUCAAUGACGGAUGCAAGUGGUAAACCAUAUGUAGGUGAUGCCGGAAAUGGUUCGAUGGCAUCCGUCGCAACGUCAGGAAGCGCAACUAGUGCUGCAUCUCCUUUGAGAAGUUCAUUGAAGAAACCAAAACCUCUUGGAAUUCACAAUCCAGGAUUUUCAGCGCAUAGUCCGACAUUGUCGAGGAAUGGCUCGCAAAAAAAGGUUCGUAUUCAAACGCAUUCAACGGAAGUUUAAAGAGAGAGAGAGAGAGAAGAACGCACGUCAUUUAGUUUUCUUCUUGACGAGAACAAAAUAAUUCGUCCGUGAAAAAGAAAAAAAUGAAGUAAAA
Molecule: messenger RNA, 1916 nt
Organism: Polistes canadensis
Lineage: Eukaryota; Metazoa; Arthropoda; Insecta; Hymenoptera; Vespidae
Exons: 6
Coding region: 833-1822 (329 amino acids)
Source: RefSeq, a predicted model, not a curated record